Messenger RNA from Botrytis cinerea B05.10, 951 nucleotides. RefSeq lists its product as hypothetical. The transcript has 2 exons. Lineage: Eukaryota; Fungi; Ascomycota; Leotiomycetes; Helotiales; Sclerotiniaceae. The record is from RefSeq and is a predicted model, not a curated record. The coding region runs from base 204 to 893 and encodes 229 amino acids.
GGAACUCUUGCGACGUUCAGAUUCGAUCUUCCACGCAACGCAUUCAUUCGCUCAAUUCUAUAAGAAUAUAAAUUCCCUUAGAAAAGAAAGAUUUUCAAUUGACAAUUAUUCUUCUGUUCAUACAGACUGAGAUUUAUUUUAUCGUGCACACGUUAAGUAACAGAAAAGAAGCUUUGUGAUUAGGGGAGGGAUGGGCCGUUAAGAUGGAUCAAGCGACAGGUAUUAGGAAGAGAAAGGCAGAAACACAAGACAAUGAACGACUCUCCAAACGGCUGAGCUUGCUUAAUCUUGAGCGCAAUGGCCAGAAACUCUACGUUCCAGUUGAGCAACCCACCUUAAGCUCAGAUCUACCGACCACCAGCUCUACAUUUACUGCCAGCAAUCAUAAACCCGUAAAACCAAAAAGGACACAACAGCAAGAUGCAGAUGAUGUGAUGCAACUGGACGACUCCAAACACAAAGUCUAUAUCUACAAUCUUGACGACGAGCUAUCAGACAGUGACGCCUCCGAUGAUGGACGGCUAAUAUUUCUCCCCGACAUAUCCAAACAUCUGCGAGAGACACGAAUUCCACCUCAAAUUCUCGCCAACAAAGAUGGACAGUUAGCCGGUAUGAACAAUCAACUCAUCUUAUACGAUACAGCUGUUCCGAGAAAUCACAGUGUGCCCGAGGAACAAGAUUUGGUGCGGAAGGCAUUCCUGGAGGCGAGGGAGAAGGCUAGAGCUAAGUGGGACGAAAAGGCAAGGCUGGAGGAGAGAGGGGCAGAUGGAACGGUGGGUGAAGUUGUACAAGAUCGUGCCUAUACAAAUAGUAUUAUUGGAGAGGAUGCUGACAUAGAAGACAUGAGUGUGGAGGCUAUACAAGAUGAUUCUGAUGCUAUGGACCUCGGAUAGUGUCCAAUGCUUCACUUAGUGGUGUGUAAGACUAUGUAAUGAGUAAUAAUAUGUUUGA